Molecule: messenger RNA, 1023 nt
Organism: Podarcis raffonei (Aeolian wall lizard)
Lineage: Eukaryota; Metazoa; Chordata; Lepidosauria; Squamata; Lacertidae
Gene: POP5
Product: POP5 homolog, ribonuclease P/MRP subunit
Exons: 5
Coding region: 382-885 (167 amino acids)
Biological process (GO): tRNA 5'-leader removal
Cellular component (GO): ribonuclease P complex
Molecular function (GO): ribonuclease P RNA binding
Source: RefSeq, a predicted model, not a curated record
GGAAGAGGAGGAGUGACCAAUGGGAAUGUGAUUUUUUCCCUUCCCUAUUAAGCCCGCCUCUUCUGAACUAUUAUUGGUUGAUAUGAACAGAAGCGCCCCUUGUAUCGGGCGGUUGAUGCAGAAUACAGAGUUUAACUGCUGAGAGAAACCAACGAAGAAUCUCCCGGAUUCGCCUAGCGAUGUUGUCACUCUUCCUUUUCCUAUCUCUGUGGUGUUAAGGGCUUCCGCCAUAGAGAUUACAAGGGCUAGAGCGAAGCCACUCACGAAGCCCAUACAUAGCCAAUGGGGGCUCUCAACUGGUGCCGGAAGUUCGGGCCUUUUGCCACUCUAUGAACCCACUCUCGCCGGAAGUCCAACAAUAGCUGGGUUUUCGCUGUAGAGAUGGUGAGGUUUAAGAACAGAUACUUCGUUUGCGAGAUCAUCUCCGAGGACCCUCAUUGUCUGCAGCUUAUCGAGGAGCGCACGGUUCACAACGCAGUGAAAAAUGCUGUUGCACGAAUUCACGGAGACUUUGGACUAGCCUGCUGCUCCAUCGCUUUUUCAGUAAAGUACCUCAAUGCUUACACAGGAGUUGUUCUGUUGUGUUGCCGGAAGGACUUUUAUCGGCUACUUGGUUCAUCUCUUCCCUUCAUCAGUCACUUGGAGAACAAGAAUCAGUGUUAUCCCUGUUCCUUUAACACGCUAUAUGUUGGAGCUACAAUACGGAGGUGUCAGAAAUUCCUAAUCCAGUACAACAAGGACCAGCUGCUCCUGCUGCUACGCAAUUACUCCAAUGAAGCAGACAGACAAGCCAUCCAGAAGUCGAUGCAGAGCUGUGCACUUGUGGGAGAGCAGCAGUUUCAGAGUCACGAUGAAGACAGCGAUGUUAGCACAGAGAUGGCCUGAACAAAGCAGUAGUCUGUGGACUCUUGUAGGACAAGGCCAUUUAUAUGAGGGAUUCUUGCUGGCAAGGAUCAAUAUUUCUCUCCCCCAGUUCUUUUUAAAGCAGUUAAUGUAUAUGGUAAUAAAAUAGAUAAAAGCAAA